CACGUUUCUUUGAUCCCCCCUCCCUCCCCUUUAACAACAGCUGACGUCAUCGCGCGUAUCACCUCCUCCUUGCUUCCAGCGCGCUGAUUUAGCCAGUGUGUGCGGCAGUGCUCGCGCGCACGCGAGUCGGGGAGCGCGGGGCAGGGGUUUUUGUCUCGCAGAGCGAAGUGGUCUGUUCCUCAGAAGGCUCGCGCGCACCGAGGGAGCAGCAGCACGCAGCAGCGAACAGAACAAAGGGAUUUAAUUUAGCCGCUUGUGUCCUCGUGCCUGCUCCGGUCUCUUGCUGCUGUAAGCUAACCGGGAACGUUUCACCAGGACCGUCCUGCUCCUACGUUCCCGACCGAGGUUUAUUAUGGAGGAGCAGCUGCUGUGCUGCGAAGUGGACUCUAUCAGGAGAGCCUACCAGGACGAGAACCUACUUAAUGACCGAGUUCUACAGACUAUGCUGAAGGCAGAGGAGAACUACCUACCGUCCCCCAACUACUUUAAAUGUGUUCAGAAAGAGAUUAUACCCAAAAUGAGGAAAAUACUAGCCACUUGGAUGUUGGAGGUCUGCGAGGAGCAGAAGUGCGAGGAGGAGGUUUUUCCGCUGGCGAUGAACUAUUUGGACAGAUUUUUAUCAGUGGAGGCCACCAGGAAAACGAGACUACAGCUGCUUGGAGCAACGUGCAUGUUUCUAGCAUCGAAGAUGAAGGAGACUGUUCCUCUAACUGCAGAGAAGCUUUGCAUCUACACGGACAACUCAGUCAUACCUGGGGAGCUGCUGCAAAUGGAGCUGCUAGUUCUCAACAAGCUCAAGUGGGAUCUGGCUUCAGUCACUCCUCAUGACUUCAUUGAGCACUUCCUGUCCAAGCUGAAGAUCCACCCAUCCACAAAGCAGAUCCUCAGGAAACAUGCUCAGACCUUCGUGGCGCUCUGUGCGACAGAUGUCAACUUUAUUGCUAGCCCUCCAUCAAUGGUAGCAGCAGGAAGUGUGGUGGCAGCUGUUCAAGGGCUCUACCUGAAGAGCCAAGAUGCCUCCUUAUCCUCACCUAACCUCACCAACUUUUUGUCACAGGUCAUUCGCAGUGACCCGGACUGCCUGCGGUCAUGUCAGGAGCAGAUUGAGUCGCUGCUUGAGUCCAGCCUGCGGCAGGCCCAGCAGCACAACGGCCCGACGGAAACCAAACGCAUGGAUGAGGAAGUGGACCUGUCCUGCACGCCCACGGAUGUGAGAGACAUCAACAUUUGAGGAAUGUUGUUGGCCUUGUCACCCGAUAAACCUAUUGAUCAAGGAAACGUUGGUGUCAAGAAGCACUGAUGGAAGGGUCGGGGAGGGGGUCUCAUAGUCCCAACUCUGCAUACCCACCUUGUUUCUUCUCCUGCUUCCUGGUUGGCUGCCAUUAUAGCCUAUCAUUCCACUUUUCUGCUAUGGCUGCCAAGACAAGACAAAAUGCCCCUCUGCCAUGCAGCACACCCAAUGUCACAGUGACACCCCCUCCCCUCUAAAGGAACGAAUGAACUCUACAGAAAUGUACCUGAGAAAAAGGAGAAUGAAAAAUGGUAUCCUGUGGGGGCUGGAGCUAAGGCCACAGAAGCUGACAGUUUAGUAGAUAGUUUUUGUUUUUCUUCAUAUAAUUUGCUAGGAAUUUUUCAAUUAUUGCAGAUCCAGCAAUCCCACUAAACAAGUAGGUCCUCUUAGUCCAUUUCCAGGACUUCUCUUGAAAUAUGACAUGUUUUAAAGCAAAGACGCUGUUUUCUUUCCCUUUGUUUUAUAUGUAGAAUUAUUUUAGUCCAUCUGUCCAAGUCCUCUUGUCUGUCUCAUUUAUCCCUGCUUGCUUAUGUUUAGUCACUUUAAUAUUUUAAUUCUAGACAUUAUUAGUCUUAUACCUCUUCUGUUCCAUACUUAUUGUUUGGUUUGUUAAAGACAGCAUAAUGAGUAACACUCUGUUUUCAUGAUCUUUGAAACCACCAGCUGCUGCUGUGGACAAAUAGAAAGCUUUUCUCGUUCCUGGACAGCAUUUGUUUAGCUCAUUUCAGUUUGCUGUAAUUUGACGACACCAAACCUGUGCAUGUGUAAGAGUCACCAGUCCGUUUUCAUUCUCUGCAUACCUACACCAUUCCAAUGGUUGUUUUUCUAUAAAAGAAAAAGCACUUUUGGUCAGUAACGCUGGCUCAAGUAAAAAAAGAAGAAAGAAACUUACAUUGAUGAAAUAUUGUGGAAAUAUAACAAAGGAAUAGUGAAGUGGAGUGGUGAGCUGGAAUCUGUUGGAAAAGGAGAUGUAGAGUAGCAUUUGCAUACAGUUGCACCUGAUGAGACAAAGAGUUGAUCUGCGUGGCACACUGGUGCUGCCUGUUGAGGCCAUUUUUACUGCAUUAUCUGAAAAUGUCAGUAUCAGGAGCAAGCUGGAAACAUUCAGUGGGGAAAAGUCUGAUUUCUACCAUUCAAAUAAGUGUUUGUAUUGUAAUAUACAAAUAGAAAUUAUAAUUUUUUUAACAUUAAACAGAUCCUGGGCUGCACAGUGGAA
Molecule: messenger RNA, 2507 nt
Organism: Fundulus heteroclitus (mummichog)
Lineage: Eukaryota; Metazoa; Chordata; Actinopteri; Cyprinodontiformes; Fundulidae
Gene: ccnd1
Product: cyclin D1
Exons: 5
Coding region: 353-1231 (292 amino acids)
Biological process (GO): regulation of cyclin-dependent protein serine/threonine kinase activity; mitotic cell cycle phase transition; positive regulation of G1/S transition of mitotic cell cycle
Cellular component (GO): cytoplasm; nucleus; cyclin-dependent protein kinase holoenzyme complex
Molecular function (GO): cyclin-dependent protein serine/threonine kinase regulator activity
Source: RefSeq, a predicted model, not a curated record